Molecule: messenger RNA, 1130 nt
Organism: Hippoglossus stenolepis (Pacific halibut)
Lineage: Eukaryota; Metazoa; Chordata; Actinopteri; Pleuronectiformes; Pleuronectidae
Gene: atoh7
Product: atonal bHLH transcription factor 7
Exons: 1
Coding region: 249-680 (143 amino acids)
Molecular function (GO): protein dimerization activity
Source: RefSeq, a predicted model, not a curated record
CCUCACUGUCUCCAGGAUCACAGACACCUUGGACUUGUCUGGGCCGUCCACUAUCUGGGGUGACAAUCAUUUCACAAUCAACACAAAGGACACACAACUUGGACAUCAUCCAGGCUGUAACACACCGAGGAGAACCUCUGAGGAACCCUGACACAGACCUGGAGACUUCGUUGACAAAUCUAUCAACUCACAGCUUGUGUCUUUCUUAUCUGAGGACAAUCACCGGUUUGAUUCUUCAAACACACAUCAUGAAGUCUCGCCGGCCCAGCUGCACCGACUCCGGAUCAGAGUCCUCAGAACUAGAUUCCAAGAGUCCGGAGAAGUAUGAGACCACCACCAGGCGACGGUCGGCUGCCAACGCCAGAGAGAGAAAGAGGAUGGAGGGUUUGAACACGGCCUUUGAUCGCUUACGUAAAGUGGUCCCCCAGUGGGGCCAGGACAAAAAACUCUCCAAGUAUGAAACCUUGCAGAUGGCCCUCAGCUACAUCAUGGCCCUCAACCGGAUCCUGACAGACGCCAGGAGGCACAACGCUCCUCACAGGCAGUGGCUGGACCUGCAGUUUGACUGUGUGCAGCCUGAGAGCUACCCCUGCCUCAUGAGGUACGACUCCCCGACGGAACAGGAGUACAUCCAGUCAUCGUUCUCGUACCAGUUUGACGGACAUCAGGUCCAAGCAUAAACUGCAGCCAUUUGUUGGUUGUAAUCAGUCAUGUUGCGUGUGACAAUGUGAAUUAUUUCUCCUCCAAUCUAGGAGACAGUAAAUACAUGUGUAUUGCAUUAUUUUAUUUUAUUUUAAUUUAUAUAGUAUUUCUUUGACAAUCAAAAAUGUUUCUGUUGAAGUUUGAAGCCUGUGGUCUUUUUUUGCUAGGAAACCCAGCCGCAUGUUGAGCAGCGUUUUGUUCAAAGUGUAGCACUAGUGUCAUUUUAAUGACCAUUAGAUUGUAUUGAAGACAAUGGUGUGUUUUUAUCAGUUAUUUUGAUAGAGCCCUAAAAUGUUGUGCAAUGUGAGAUGGAUUGUGAGAAAAUGAUUGUGGUUUAGUUGCAUAGUUAAAGUCAAUAUGUAACUAUUCUGUCAAAGUGUAAGAACAAUGUUUGUAGAGUUGAAAAAUAGAUGUUAUUUUCACAUGCA